CUUAGACAUCUGAGUGGUAAUAACAUAGCCAGUGGCAAUUCCUAGCUAGCUACCGUUCAACCGUUGAUUGUGUGCAAGAUGAAGACCGUUUUCGUGUGCCUGCUGCUGGCUUUGGCCGGUCAAUCCCUUGCCCAGAGCCAGGAUGAGUUUGUGGAGUAUCUGCUGGAGAUCCAGAGCCGGGCGGAAGCUGUCCAUCAGUCGAUGGAGGAUACGUUCGACAAUAUCCGCUUCUCGAUGAGCGAAGCGUUGAUUGAUCUGAACCGUCAGCUGAUCGAGCGCAUGAACUCGGCUCUCGAGGAGAUCGAUGAGGUUCGUGAGGAUACCGAAGCGUUCGUUGGUGAAUCGUCUGCACCGGCUGCCUGUGUCGAUGUUGUCGUCGCUAAUUGGGAACGUGAGAUCGAAUGGGCCGGUGAGGCGCUGUCUAGCUGUGCCAGCCAAGCUAAUGUGCAGAUCGUUUCGCGUACUGCCGAAGUCCACGCCGCUCUGGAGGCUGCCCAGAUUGCUUCGACCGAGCUGCAGAACAUCGUUGUCCGUGGAUUCAUUGACUGGAACGCUAUCGAUGCGACGGAAGAGCUUGCGGAUGUCGUCGGUGCCCAGAUUGAGGAGAGAGACAGCUACUUCCGACUGAUCACCCAUCCCGCCCUCGAGCGCGUCCUGGAGGAUGUCCUGGAGCUGGAUGACAAUCUGCUGCCGGAGAUCCUGACCUGCGUUAACCGUGGCGUUGAGCGUUUCAGCAGCUACGGCCAGGUGAUCCGUGACACUCUGUCGUUCUGCUCGCAAUAA
Molecule: messenger RNA, 783 nt
Organism: Anopheles aquasalis
Lineage: Eukaryota; Metazoa; Arthropoda; Insecta; Diptera; Culicidae
Source: RefSeq, a predicted model, not a curated record